CAAGCUCAGCCUCCUGUACCCACCCUCCGCCGCCCACCCCUCCAUAUCGCCCUCGUCCCCGUCCGCACGCACGCUGCAGGCGCUGCUGGAGAGCUGGGUCGUGGACGCGGGGCUGUUUGCCAGGGCCGGCCAGCUGAUCCCCGCUGAUAUGCCGCUGAUGCAGGACCCGGUGUUCGUGCGGGAUCGCGAGGAUUACACGGGCAGGAGCUGGAGUAAGCGGGCGUUGGAGAAGGCGAGGCCCGAGGCGUUGGUCGAGGUUAGGGCUGGGUUUGAGGUGUUGGAGAGCAGGCUGUUGGGGGAUGGGAGGACUGUCUGGGUACCCCACUGGCUCCGCAGUCUCAAAGGCGCACUUCCCAGCAACUACAUCUCUGCAACCCAGUUCCCGCUCACAUUCGCCUGGAUCCAACGCUUCGACAGCGCAGCCAAAGCCGCCGCCUCUUCAUCUCCUCGCGCGCCUAAGAUAACGCCAGAAGAAGCGUUGGAUAUUGUUGGGAGAGGCAGUUUUCCUGAACCCGAAGGAGAUGUGGAGGUUAAUGAUCCUAGUGGGUUGAAGAAAGGGGAUGAGAUUGAGGUCUGGCCGAUUGAUACGGGGUUUAAUCAUAGAGAUAAAGGGCGUCUGGUGAAGUUGGAUGGGGCGGAGAUUGUUAUUGAGGGGAAGACGGUCAAGGGAGGUGCGAUUAGGAUUCAUUGCCCGAGACAUGGGUUUAGGGUCCGCAAGGUUGCAGGUGAUGCGAAGCUGUAG
This is a messenger RNA of Lachnellula hyalina, 742 nucleotides long. RefSeq lists its product as uncharacterized. The transcript is spliced from 2 exons. Lineage: Eukaryota; Fungi; Ascomycota; Leotiomycetes; Helotiales; Lachnaceae. The record is from RefSeq and is a predicted model, not a curated record. The annotation marks the transcript as partial.